AUGUACGAGACAAGUCCUACUAUGGAGCAAGCGCAGCAAUGGCCCAUGCAGCAACCCUUACCCACGCCAAUCGACCAGUCAAGCCAUAACGAGCAGGAUAUCUAUGAUGACCAAGAGCUCAUCGUGGACACCGAGGGCCUCCCUCAAUUGGACACUAUCGAAGCAGACCCAGGCAUUGAAGAUGCUGUUCACCAGGAUGAGACAAUCCCGGUCGACAACCACCCAACUGCUCAGUCCUCGGCGACUGAGAACACCACAUCGCUCAGUCCAUCUGCCUCUACAGAGAUUGGCCCAAGCGAGCCUCUUGCCCAUGAGGUUGGUAUGCUGUCAUUGGCCAACUCCAAGGAGUCCAAAUAUCUCGGCCCUUCUUCGGGCGUACCCUUUGCGCGCCUCAUCUUCUCAGCCAUACCUCAAUCUCAAGGCUUGUCAGUGAGCUGGUCAGCCCCAGAAGGAGGGACAGUGGCGCGGAAACCUUCGCCUGCCCAUCAUCCCUUUCCACCUCAUUGGACGUCUGAAGUCGACUUGCAGCAUUUUGCCGACGCAUACUUCCAAACUCUCCAUCCCCUAUACCCAUUCCUUGAUGAGGAUAGUAUCUCUGACAACCUAGAUUGUCUUUACACAACUCAAAAGGCAGGGUCUAUGCAAAUGCCUCCUCUAGCAGAGGUUGAAGCCUCGCUAUCCCCGUUCCAUUCAGUUCAAGUAUUUCUUGUUCUCGCGUUGGGUGCUCGAAUCUUGGAGUCUCGGCUCUCCGUAGAGUUCUCAUCUGAGAGGUAUCUCGCCACAGCUAUGCAACGGAUUGGCACCCUGGCUUUGCAUGACAGCAUAGAAGGACUACAGAUCAUGCUGUUGCUAGCCUUGACCAGCUUCUACUUCGAAGAAGGGCCAAACGCAUGGUUCCUUGUGAUGAACAUCAUUGCGAGCUGCUUGGACUUGGGCUUCCAAAGACGUGGGGUUGACAUGCACCGUCAUUCCCCUUUAGCAAAGCCUAGCACUGCUCAUAUUCGUCUCAACCUGAGGCGAGGCAUCUUCUGGUCUGCUUACUCACUAGAGAGAACAUUAUCAGUCGUCCUUGGACGUCCUUUGACCCUUCGAGACGAGGCUAUUGAUAUAGAGUUUCCUGGCCAUGUAGGUCGUCCUGGAGAUCAUGUAGGGGACUCUGUCGGCAGCAGUGCGUUGACACCAGAGAGCGCUCGCUCUCCGCACCACUCAACAAAACGGGCAAGGGUCAUGGUCAACCCGUAUGCAGCUGCACAAUACUCUUUCAAAUUCGACCAAAUCACAGCUGAAAUCAAGCUGAUGAUAUACCGUGUCGUCAAUCUGCCAAACAGGUUUCCAUGGCCUACGGACUUCGACACCUGGCAGCCGGAUGUCCGCAAGCGCUGCGACGCACUACUUGAAGGGCUCAGAGCUGAGUUUCGUCGGGGCUUUCGGCGAAGUACUUUGGAUGGUGUCGUACAAAGUCUCGAGCUGAAGUACCAUCACUGCAUCAUGCUUCUCUACCGUCCGUCACCCGCCAUCACCAGGCCAAGUUUCGACUGCUGGAAGAUUUGCUACGAAAGCGCCGUCGCCACGAUACUGAUCAACUCCGAGCUACACCGGUUCUCGAAACUCUCGAACAGUUGGCUGACAGCACAUACGGUCUUCGUAAGCGGUAUCACUUUUCUUUACUGCUUAUGGGUGGUGCCGAAGAUCAAGCAAGAGACGUCGCUGGUGGCAUUGAAGAGCAACGCAGACGCGUGCAGCAACCUCUUGAAGUACCUUGCCAAGACAUGGAGUGUGGCUGCCGAUGCUGUGUUGAAGUAUGAGAGGCUUGUUUAUCUGACGACGGAGUCAUGGAAAGCUGCCGCGAACCGACCUCCCAGUGCAGAAGUCGCGGCUGGCCAGUCUCUCGUGUCAAUGGCACAGGGACAGGAGACGGAAGCCAGCGAGAUCACGUCUGCACCGAUCAUGGACCCAAACCUCUAUACGAUGGAUGCAAACAUGGGAAUGGGAGGAGAAUUUGAGGCUGACUCAUUUUUCAAUGAGCUAGGUUACAAAGACUCCGGUGCCGAUAUCGCAUACAACCUAAGUCUCUCAAGCGAGGUUCAAGUUCUUAGCCCGCAUUCGCGACCAGACCCUCUCAAAGAUGCCGAUUGGUGUUUCCCCGACAACGAAGACGGUAUUCUGAGCGCGAUUGAUAAAGGCGCGACGCAUCUGUGGGCGAACACGAUUCUCUUCGCCAGCCACCCGCUCCAGACCUCGGCGCGCAUCGGGAAACAUGAGAAGAAAAUCAAGGUUAUUGGACAAGGACCUCUAAUUGUCGAGAAGUACGAUGACAAAGAUUUCGUCAACACUCUCCUGCGGCAGCAAGGGAGCUUCACUAUGCCGUGGGCCUGCACCAUCCACGCCAAUAAGGACACGCCUGACUAUAAAUCAUAUCCGUAUCCGGUGGUUGCAAAGCCUGCACGUGGUCGCGGCAGCCACGGCGUUAAGGUCUGCCAGGAUGAGAGCGAAUUGAGUUCCCACAUCAAGCUCCUGAAGUCCGAGGCAACCAAUGCGAUCAUCGUGGAAGAGUUCCUUGCAGGCGAAGAGGCCACGGUGACAGUCAUGCCUCCGACGUUUAACAAGGGAUACUGGUCUCUGCCUGUUGUCACCCGAUUCAACCACCAAGAUGGCAUCGCCCCCUACAACGGCACAGUUGCUGUCACUGCAAACUCUAAAGCUGUUGUUGGCUCUGAAGACCCUGCUUAUGAGGAAGUUGCCAAGGAGUGUGAGAAGGUCGGGAAGUUGCUUGGUACCACCGCGCCUAUCCGCAUCGACGUUCGUCGGUUCAAGGCAGGCUCCAAAUUUGCGCUGUUCGAUGUGAACAUGAAGCCGAACAUGACUGGGCCAGGCAGACCGGGUCGAGAUGAGCAAGCGAGCUUGACACUACUUGCAGCAGCAGCUCUUGGCUGGGACUAUAAGGAAUUGCUUCGUCAGAUUCUGGGCACAUCAUACACGCUUGAAGCACUUAGAAAGCUUGCGCCUCGUGCCUAA
Colletotrichum chrysophilum is the source of this 3015-nucleotide messenger RNA. RefSeq lists its product as uncharacterized. The record is from RefSeq and is a predicted model, not a curated record. Gene Ontology annotation, biological process: DNA-templated transcription; positive regulation of transcription by RNA polymerase II. Lineage: Eukaryota; Fungi; Ascomycota; Sordariomycetes; Glomerellales; Glomerellaceae. The transcript has 3 exons. Gene Ontology annotation, molecular function: ATP binding; sequence-specific DNA binding; zinc ion binding. Bases 1 to 3015 code for a protein of 1004 amino acids.